CGUCGCUCAGCCGCAGCUUGGCGAUUUGGCAGUGAAGAACCGACGAUCAUCAUGCUUCCUGAAGCUUGGUAUUUAAGACCACACGGGACGACCAAAUUCCUGGGAUUUGACCCCGCAUCUAACCUGCAUCCUCUGUCACUCAAGAAAUCAAGGCUUCCUAGACGCUGCGUUUUUUAAAAGCCCGAACCACAUCAGCAUCGACUGUUGCACGAAGACGCCAUUCCCCGCCAAGGCACCAUUAUCGUCCACACUUCGCCGGUAACUCAAAAUCAUCAGAUUCCUAGAAGAUGGCCUACCAACAAGUACUCGCUCCGGUCCAGCAGCCGAUCGGCAUCUGGAACCAGUUCCUCGCGCGCCAGACCGAGACGUUGGUCCUCAGGGAAAAAGUCAUGUCGCUGUCGGGCGACAGCUUCGACAUCACGCUGGCGAGCGGACAACCCCUCCUGCGCAUCCAGGGCAGCGUGAUGUCCUUCUCCGGGCGCAAGUCCGUUUACGACAUGAUGGGCAACCAUCUGUUUGACAUUGUCAAGGAGCACCUGCACAUCCAUACCACCUACGCCGCUGUCGAUCCGGCCGGGAGAAAGCUUCUCGAGGUCAAGAGCAGUUUUGCGCUCCUCGGCUCCAAGGCGACAGCAACCUUCACCAACUCCAUGACGCAUCAGCCGGAAUCGCUGAAGAUGAAGGGCAACUGGAUGGACUACUCCGCCGACAUCGUUGAUGAGAAGACAGGCGCCGUCGUCGGGCGCAUCAACCGCAAGCUUAGCGGCCGGGAUCUGCUCUUCGGCCAGCAGACGUACCAUUUAGUGGUGGCCCCGAAUGUGGACCUCGCGCUUAUGGCGGCCAUGUGCAUCUGCAUGGACGAGAAGAACAACGAGGGCGGCGGGCUGUUUUUCUAGGUGUUGAUUAGGGACCAAAGAUGGAUUUGUGCGUAAUAUGCUGGAAGUGUUUUGGCAGGAUACCCCCGAGAUUGGAUUUGGUUUCAAUACUUUUGGCUUUUACGAGGAUUUGUUAUGUCCUAGUUCGGCAGCAGAUCUACGGAAUAUUACUAGCAACUCCUAGUAUAUCAGUCAAGAUUUGUGGCUCGACUACGUGCUGUAAGCAGACCGCCAUCAGUCUAGCCCCCGAUUAUUCCAGUACUCCUCACUUUGCUCGAGGUCAAGUGAUUGCACCAGACAGGCAGAAUGUGUUCCGUCAGAUGGGAGCACCGGAGUACUGAUGGCAGAUGAUAGUACAGAGGCGAAAUACGACGAUCUGGUGACGUCGGGGCUUCACCAUUUCAAUCCGACUACCCAGUCGCCUAAACUAAGC
Molecule: messenger RNA, 1308 nt
Organism: Chaetomium strumarium
Lineage: Eukaryota; Fungi; Ascomycota; Sordariomycetes; Sordariales; Chaetomiaceae
Product: tubby C-terminal-like domain-containing protein
Exons: 2
Coding region: 288-896 (202 amino acids)
Source: RefSeq, a predicted model, not a curated record